Molecule: messenger RNA, 1190 nt
Organism: Glycine soja
Lineage: Eukaryota; Viridiplantae; Streptophyta; Magnoliopsida; Fabales; Fabaceae
Product: very-long-chain 3-oxoacyl-CoA reductase-like protein At1g24470
Exons: 3
Coding region: 88-1065 (325 amino acids)
Cellular component (GO): endoplasmic reticulum
Molecular function (GO): ketoreductase activity
Source: RefSeq, a predicted model, not a curated record
AGUGGUGCCCUUGGCCACUACACUUGUGCCAAAAUAGGAAAGCACGCAAAAAAGCAUAGCCAAGAAAAGAAAAAAAGAGACACGACAAUGCCAAGUAUAGUUAUUACAUGCAGAAGUGUUGUUGAUGGGUGCUACCUCACACUACUCAUAAUCUCAUGCCUCGGUUUGAUCGUCACACUCAACCGCUUCAUCUCCUUCUUCACAUGGAUCUUCCGAACCUGUUUCCGAUCCGAGAAGAAUCUCCUCCGAAGCUACGGUUCGUGGGCUCUGGUCACCGGAGCCACCAACGGCAUCGGAAAAGCCUUCGCUCACCAACUAGCGCAGAGAGGACUCAACCUUAUUCUCGUGAGUAGAAGCUUCCAGAAGCUCAAAACCGUUGCCGGUGAAAUAAAAGCAAAACACCCCGGCACGCGCGUGAAGAUCGUUGAGAUGGACUUCGCCGGCGACCUGACGGAGGGUCUCCGGCGCGUGGAGGAGGCGAGUGAGGGUUUGGAUGUUGGCGUCUUGAUCAACAACGUGGGGAUAACGUAUCCGAGGGCGAUGUUCUUUCAUGAGGUGGAGGAGAAAGUUUGGAGGAACAUUGUUAGAGUGAACAUCGAAGGAACCACGAGAGUAACGAAAAUUGUUUUACGUGGGAUGUUACAAAGGAGAAAGGGUGCGAUUGUUAACAUUGGAUCCGGUGCUUCUGUGGUUGUGCCUUCUCAUCCUCUCUUUACCAUCUAUGCUGCUUCAAAGGCUUACGUGGACCAGUUAUCAAGAUCUCUGUACGUGGAGUAUGGACAAUACGGGAUUCAUGUGCAAUGUCAGGUACCACUAUACGUUGCAACGAGUAUGGUAUCAAGGGUGGCAUGUAUUGAGAGAGAUUCUUUGUUCAUACCAACAGCUGAGGCUUAUGCUAGAGCUGCAAUUGGUGAAAUUGGGUACAGACCAAAGUGCACACCUUAUUGGGCUCACUCAAUUCAGUGGUGUUUUGCAAACUUAAUCCCUGAUCCACUACUUGAUGCUUGGCGCUUCUCCAUUGCUAUGCGCCGCAGGAAUCAAAACGGAGAGUCAAGUCAAAAUUAACUUAAGGACUACGUUCCUCACUAUCAUUAGGAAUCAUUUCUCACUUCAAUUUCAUUGGUACGAAUUGUUAGUAUAAACUAUGUUUUUAUUUAUUUUCAAUAAUUAUAUAUAGAUAUGUGAUGGUA